AGAGGGGGCAAAUGGCGGAGGGAUGUUCCCGGGCCCUGUUUAAAUCCUAACAGCCGAGGCCGGGGGGUUUGUUUCCGUUCGUUGCAGAGCUCGCGCGGUCCGAGUCCCAGCUGCUCCGGCCGGUGGUGGCGGGCAGGGAGAGGCCCCGCCGCUGUGGGGGGAGAAGCCGAGGGAGAGCGAGUUGGAGCCCGGGCCGAGCUGUGCGAGGAGGAGUCCGGCCGUCAGAGCCUAGAAUAUGAAACUGUUUUCAAAAUGACAUCAAGAUUUGGGAAAACCUAUAGCCGUAAAGGAGGGAAUGGUACCUCCAAGUUUGAUGAAGUCUUUUCCAAUAAAAGAACCACGCUUAGCACAAAAUGGGGGGAGACCACGUUCAUGGCUAAGCUGGGACAGAAGAGACCUAACCACAAACCAGAUGUUGCUGAAAUACCCAAGAAACCCAAAGUGGAAGAUGAUCUCAAUGAGGAUCCAUUUGGAUUUGAUAGUGAUGAGGAUUCCUUGCCAAUUUCAUCAAAAAAUGUUCCACAGCCCAAGCCACCCUCUGAGCAUUUGGGAUCAUCUGUACCUGAUCGCAUCACUUCAACACAUGAAACUAAAAUUAAAAGUGACCAGCGCAGUGCCACGGAAACAGUGUCAUCCAAAUUCACAUCUUUUGACAGCGCACUGCAUGGAUUGAAAGAAAAAAACACAAAUAAAAUUGUUGAAGAUGGAAAAAGUCUGCACAGUUCACCUAUGAAAAUAAUGACAGGUAAUCUGAAGAGUUCUACUGAUGAGAAAAAUAGCUGGACUGUCCCAAAGAAUGCAGACAAUGAUUUCAAGAGGUCUGCAGAAACACUAUUCACUAGUUUUUCAGCAAAGCAUGAGGACAGCAACAAGAAACCAAUGGAGACAUUAAUUUCUAGUUUUGACGUUGAUGCGGAGUGGGACUUGUUAGUUGGAAAGGAAUCAGACUCUCCAUCACAGAGGGAGCACACAAAAGAGAGAUUAAAAUCAACACUCUAUGAAUGGGUUGAUUUUGAUACUGAAAAUCCAGAAGAGAUGGAGUUUAAUGCUGAUGAAAAUAGUCAUUCAGAAUCCAAGAAUGAACAUGAUGGUGGCACCAACAAUGAUCAAAGUGAAACCGGGGAGGAACAGCUUAGUGAAGAGGCUGUCCAGGGUAGUAUUAAGCUUGGCAAUUGUAGGACAUAUUGUAGGUCUAACAAAGCCAAACAUUCACAGGGAUCAUCAAACUUUGACAAACUUUUGGAUGACUCAAGUCACUUAUCUUACAAAUCUAAUAAUACAUCAGAGACAGAAAAGUCAAGUCACGUGAGCAGAGGAUUUAGUAGUGGGACCACCAGAGCCCCAGGAAGGACUAGAGAUUACACAGUUCUUCAUCCUUCGUGUUUAUCAGUCUGUAACGUCACUAUACAGGAUAGCAUGGACCGCAGUAUUGAUGAGUUUGCCACAACACCAACUACAGACAUCGGAGAAGCAGGGCGACUUCGAAAGAAAGCUGAUAUGGCAACUGCUAAGACAGCUACAAGAUUUCGACCGGGGAAUACCAAAUCCAAAAAAGAUGCCAAGUUGGAGUUUUUUGGUUUUGAUGAUCAAGAUGAUGGAGGUGGCGAGGAAGGAGGCUCCCAAUCAUGUGGCCAGUCCAAUUAUAGAAUUAAAUACUUUGGGUUUGAUGACCUUAGUGAAAGUGAUGAUGAAGAUGAGGACGAUUGGCAUUUGAAAGAGAGGAAAGCUAAAAAGAAAGCUAAGAUGGCCGUGGCUCCCACUUCACCUAUCCAACAAAGCUCAGGUGUCACAGAAAACUUGCAGGACAACCAAUCCAUUAUUCAUUUAGAGUUCCAAGAUGAUAUGUUUGCAGUUCCUGAAGUGUUCAAAAAGCCAGCCAGCAGACCAGCAGAGAAAAGUAAAGAUGGUGCCCGAAAGAUUUUCAGUGGACCAAAAAGGACAGUGGGCGAAUCUCAAACUGGGACAAAGGAACGUUUUACCAAUAAAAGACAAAUUGAAUUUCAUUUGUUUAAGACCAAGUCUCCUACAAAAGCUGUAUAUAAUGCAAGACACUGGAAUCAGCCAGAAUCGGAGGAGCUUCCAACCUUACCAACACUCAAAGCUCAGCCUGCACCAGCAAAGCCAACAGAAGCACCCAAUCCAAAGGAUGAUGGAGUCUUUAAAGCACCAGCUCCUCCUGUUAAAGUGAUCAAAACUGUGACUAUUCCUACUCAGCCCUAUCAGGACAUAGUGACUGCACUGAAAUGCAGGAAGGAGCACAAAGAACUUUACACUGUAGUUCAACAUGUGAAACACUUCAAUGAUGUAGUGGAGUUUGGAGAGAACCAAGAAUUCAGUGAUGAUAUAGAAUACCUGCUAAGUGGACUGAAGAGCAGCCAGCCCAUAAACACCCGUUGCCUUAGUGUUAUAAGCCUGGCGACAAAGUGCGCCAUGCCAAGUUUCCGAAUGCACCUGAGAGCGCACGGAAUGGUAGCCAUGGUCUUCAGAACACUGGAUGAUAGUCAGCACCACCAGAAUCUUGCGCUUUGUACGGCUGCGUUGAUGUACAUACUAAGCAGAGACAGACUAAACAUGGACCUUGAUAGAGCUAGUUUGGAUCUCAUGAUUCGACUUCUAGAGAUGGAACAAGACCUUACUGCCAGGUUCAUGAAUGAAAAAGAAAUGAACAAGAUCAAAGAGAAAAUCCGGAAGCUCUGUGAGACGGUCCAUAACAAGCAUUUAGAUUUUGAGAACAUAACGGCUGGUCAUUUAGCAAUGGAAACCUUGUUAUCUCUAACAUCGAAACGAGCCGGGGACUGGUUCAAAGAAGAGCUCAGGCUUCUUGGUGGACUUGACCACAUUGUGGACAAAGUUAAAGAAUGUGUGAAUAACCUAGACAAUGAAGGAAGUGAGGAGAAAUUAGUAGCUUCUCUUUGGGGAGCAGAAAGAUGUUUACGGGUCCUGGAGAGUGUUACUGUACACAACCCAGAGAAUCAGAGUUACUUAAUUGCAUACAAAGAUUCACAGCUUAUUGUGUCUUCAGCAAAAGCGCUGCGACACUGUGAAUCAUUUAUUAGAAGAUUCAACCGUGCUGAAGAUAGCAUAUGCAUUCCAGAUCCCAAAUCCCUUCCUCACCAUAAUGUGUCUAGUCAUGUUGGAAAAGCCGUGGAGGAUUGCAUGAGGGCUAUCAUUGGUGUUUUGCUCAACUUAACCCAUGAUAAUGAAUGGGGAAGCACAAAAACUGGUGAGCAGGACAAUCUUAUUAGCACUGCAUUGGACUGUGUGCUUCAAGUUCCAAGGUUCCUACCUCAAGACCAGAGAUUUGAUAUUCGAGUUUUGGGCUUAGGUCUACUGAUUAAUCUGGUUGAGUACAGUGCACGUAACAGGCACUGUCUUGUGAACAUGGAAACAACAAAGCCCUAUGAUUCCUUCUGUGGAGAAAGCGGGGAACACGAAGAAAAAUAUAUACAACUUGAUGCUGUCAAAGCUUUGGUGCUGCUUUUCCUAGAGAGGGAGCAGGCAGCCCUGUUAGCGGAGAGUCAAACAGAUGAGCUUAUCAAAGAAGUUCCAACAGCCCAGCAUGACAAAAGCGGAGAAUGGCAGGAAUCGAAGGGCGAGAUCCAGUGGGUCUCUGCUGAGAAAGGCCCAAACACAGAGGAACCCGAAAAGAAGGAAGAGGAGGAGGAAGAACUUGAUCUUAAUAAAGCCCUUCAGCAUGCAGGGAAGCACAUGGAAGAUUGCAUUGUUGCCUCCUACACAGCUUUACUUCUGGGAUGUCUUUGCCAGGAGAGUCCGAUGAAUGUGACUACUGUACGAGAUAAUUUACCUAACGGGGAUUUCUCAAUAAUGACAGAAAUGUUGAAAAAGUUUCUCGGUUUUAUGAAUCUUACUUGUGCAGUCGGAACGACAGGCCAGAAGUCCAUCUCUAGAGUGAUUGAGUAUUUAGAACACUGCUAGGUUUCUACAUUCAACCAUGGGCCCUCAAUAAUGCUGGAUAAUACACCCUUCUACAAAAGGAACAAGUCAUUUAUCAAGUCCCUGAAAAUGCACUGAGAGCACCAGUCUAUGCUACUUACUCAGAUAUUAAAGGCAAACAAGAUUCUGGUUUUGCAGUCCUUGUUGAACGUGUUUGUUUUUUGUUUUUUUUUGCCAUGUGGAUCAGAUUGCUGCAGGACAUUCCUCAGCUCUCGCGAUUAAGGAUUAUAGAAGUUCUGUUCGGCGAACUGAGCCGGCUGGUGUGCAUUGCAGUGUUUGAAUUAUUUGGGUUCCCACGAGUCAGUGGAAUCUUCUGUAAAAGUGGGGGAUGACAUUUGGUCAAGGCCAGUUUAAGAAAAUUUUUUUUUUUUUUUUUUUACUUUCUAUUUUUUUUCUCAAUGCAAACAAAAAAGACAUAUUGCUGAUUAUUCAACAGCUGUUUACUGGUGAAAUACUGCAUUUUAUGCCAGCCAGGUACAUAAACGGCUCUGCUGGUGGAGUUAAAACGAGAAUAAAAAUACCCUAUCGUAUAGUAUAGCUCGACAAGAAGCUACUUUUGUUUGCUCCUUUUUAUUUUUCCUGCUUUGUAAUACUUUUCAUUAAGAAAUGCUUCCAAGAUUCUUUAAACUAUACGAAACGUUUUCACAUAUUGUCUAUAGAUUUGAUUGCUUUAUGUUCUUUGUCUACUUUGCUUUUUUUUCUACUAGAUGCUUCCAAUCAAAACAUAAAUUGUUGUUGAGAUGUAUUUUCUGUACAUGUCCCCUCCCCCAUAAUUUAAUAUUUCUUUGGUUUUGGUUUUAUUUUAAUUAUUUUUCCCCAUAAUUUGAUCCUGUUAAGACAAUUAUGUAAAAUGUUUGUGCAGAGCUUUUAAACGAUAAGGCCAAUAACCCCACAUUUCAAGAUUAACGGGGCAAUAAUCCAAAGGGAGAUGGCUUGCAACAAUUGCACAGCUGUACAUUGUGUCCUAUUAGAAAAUAGGGGUCUAUUUUUAUAUAUCAGAAGGUCCAUCUCAGGUGUCAUCUUGUACUAAUUAAGAGAAUUGAGAACGGUUUUGCAAUUACUCUACUUGACUUUUUCAGAGUGCGUUUGCUGACGUCUGGUCUGCCUCUAGUCUGUGACUGUUCUCAGCAAUUUAUCAGUGAACUGAUUGAAGAGUGAAGGGGUGACGCAUGCAACCUCUUUUUCAUAAAGUUGACUCCUCUUAUUGGCAUUCUUCACAAUGGUAAAAGGUUUAAGCAUAUUUUAGGCUAGGUUUUUGUUGUAAGCCUUAUUAUCACAGAAGACUUUGCCAGCUUUUAGCAGCCCAUCCGAACACCAGGAAGUGUGAACUUUAACUGGAUGUUCAAGCCAUUCGUUCUUCUUUCGGUGGUUCCUCAGACUAUGCCAUGGUUGGCAAAAUUGUUUAGAAUUUUUGGGAAAGAGCAAUUUCUCAGUGGGAGAAGCAAUUGUAAAUUUCAGGACUAGCACCUAAUAUGGCCUAACACUUGGGUGUUAUCCGUUUCGGUUUUAAUUAUGUGCCGGAAAAGUUUUUGUUUUUUUGUUCUUAUUCUAACGGGUGUUUCUUAGAAGUGAAACAAAAGGAAACCAGAGCAUGGCUGUUUUAAGUGAAAGGUAAAACACUCAAAGCCAUAUAUUUGCUUCUCUACCUUCAAUCAAAGGUUAAGCAGGCGGAAGAAGCAAUACCCAUGUCAAAUGGCUAUGCUUUAUUAUGUAAAAAAAAAUAGUUAAGAUGUUUUUUAGCAAUAUUUAUGGGAAAUUGUUAAUAAAGUAUAUACAGUUUUGAGGCUAAUUUUUAGACCAACUAAUCUUGCACUCGUUGCCCACAGUUGUAAUCACCUGCAAUUUUGGCAGAUGUCAGGGGAGGGCGAGGUCAUAUAUCGUGUACAUUGUCAUCAAUCUGUAACUGUGCUAGCAAAACCUACUUUCCAAAGAGUGGCUUUCCUCUGUGUUGGACUCUGCUUCAUACUCUGGUCGUUACACAGUCUGUGUGGAUCAGACAUGCGUUCUUUGUGUAGCACUAUGGUUUCAGUUUGGGUUACAAGUUGUGCCACUUAAUAGGGGAGAUUAUAUUCUUUACAAACAUUCUUAAUGCCAGGUGCUCUUCGACUUUUGUGUUCGGAUAUGUGACAUUAUUUUUUAAAUCUGUUUCAUCAUUUGUGUUUUAUUUACAUGAUUUAAAUAUUCGUGCAGGAGUCUAAUCUACAGAGUCAUAAUGACCAUAUAUUUUUAAACCUGAACGUCUUAGAAAAGGAGGCCCACUUUAAUGUGCUCCACACACUUGGCAGUCAGCAGAAUGUCUCCCAAAGUUGCAUCCGUUCUCGUAUACAUCAAACCUUAUGCAAUUUAAAUGAAAAACUAAUAUAAAAUGCU
This is a messenger RNA of Pelobates fuscus (common spadefoot toad), 6324 nucleotides long. RefSeq names its product WAPL cohesin release factor (gene WAPL). The record is from RefSeq and is a predicted model, not a curated record. Bases 253 to 3936 code for a protein of 1227 amino acids. The transcript is spliced from 20 exons. NCBI's taxonomy places the organism in Eukaryota, Metazoa, Chordata, Amphibia, Anura, Pelobatidae.